This is a messenger RNA of Tremella mesenterica DSM 1558, 654 nucleotides long. RefSeq lists its product as uncharacterized. The coding region runs from base 1 to 654 and encodes 217 amino acids. The record is from RefSeq and is a predicted model, not a curated record. Gene Ontology annotation, biological process: phospholipid transport. Gene Ontology annotation, cellular component: mitochondrial intermembrane space. Gene Ontology annotation, molecular function: phosphatidic acid transfer activity. Lineage: Eukaryota; Fungi; Basidiomycota; Tremellomycetes; Tremellales; Tremellaceae. The transcript has 4 exons.
AUGCCCUUGGUUUUCGAAAAGGAAAUCGUGUACAAUUAUUCCCCCAUCCAUACACUCGCCUGUUUACAUCGUAAAUAUCCAAACCCAUUUGCGACUCAUGUUUUUUCAGUCGAUACUAUAGAUAGAAGUAUCGACCCUGAUACUGGUAUCAUAAGGAGUGAGAGGUUGAUAGGGAUACAACAAGGAGCUCCAAAGUGGAUCACUAGGCUAUUCCAUCUCCCACCUACCGCCUAUGUCAGAGAAGUAGUUUUUAUAGACCCAUCAAAAUCAUCAGCUACAGCCAUGUCUGUUAAUCUAUCUUUGGCUCAAUACGUAUCUUGUUUAGAACUCAUCACCUACACCCCUCUUCCAUCUCCUUCCAUUCAACCCCAAACCUCACUUCCCCUCUACCCCAUCUCAUCAGAAAAAACCAAUUCACUUUCCUCAUCUUCACUAAAUCCAGAACCAGGUUUCCCAUCCUCAGAACAAGAACAAUCAACGAACCAAACAUUAUUCUCUCAACGUGCUUACAUUUUCUCAGCUUUUCCUUCUCGUCUGAUAGCUCGUCGAUUAGAAAAAGCCUCGGUGGAUAGGUUUUCUUCCAAUGCGGAGGUGGGGAAGAAAGGGUUUGAAUGGGUUUUACAAAGAGGUUUAGUAUCGGGAGAAAUGAGAUGA